AUGAAUAAUGUUGCUGAACAGUAUGUAAACUUCCUUGCCGAAACUUCCACUGACAGUGCAAUGCCACUGGAUGAAAUUAAACAAGAAACAGCAGGUGAUAAAACUUUGUUAAAAGCCAUAGAAUAUGUACGAAACGGCAAGUGGCAUGAGCUGAAACAAAUAAAAGAUUGUGACAUCAGUAUUGAAGAUUUAACUCAGUUACGAAAUGUGCGUGAUGAAUUAACUGUACACUCUGAAAAUGUUCUACUGAAAAGCGGUAAGAUUGUAUUACCCACAUCAUUAUACGCUAAGGCAAUAGAGAUAGGUCAUGAAGGACAUCAAGGCAUGUCGAAAACAAAAGCAUUUGUGAGGUCAAAAAUCUGGUUUCCCAGAUUGAAUGAAUUUAUUGAAGAAAAAAUAAAAAACUGCUUAGCUUGUCAAGCAAACACUUAUGAAAAGAAAUACUCACCACUAAAUAUGUCAGAACUACCAGUGGGACCAUGGCAAGAUCUAAGUGCAGAUUUCUGUGGUCCUCUACCAUCAGGGGAAUAUUUAUUGGUCAUAACUGAUGAAUAUUCAAGAUACCCAAUCGUUGAAAUAGUCCCAUCGGUCUCAUCAAAAAAGUUAUUCCAGUAA
Ruditapes philippinarum (Manila clam) is the source of this 615-nucleotide messenger RNA. RefSeq lists its product as uncharacterized. Lineage: Eukaryota; Metazoa; Mollusca; Bivalvia; Venerida; Veneridae. The transcript has a single exon. Bases 1 to 615 code for a protein of 204 amino acids. Gene Ontology annotation, molecular function: nucleic acid binding. The record is from RefSeq and is a predicted model, not a curated record.